GGGUUCCCAUUAUUUAUUCAUAGUCCCUCCCGUGUUUUAUGAAGUCAGGGUCAGGGGAAGGGGGAGGGGAGGAAGGGAGUGUGUGAGAGAGAGAUAUGAAUUUGAAUACGGCAUCAUAUUCAUGGAGCGGGUUGGGGAUUUGCAAUCCAAUUGAGUGUAAGGCGCGUGGUGGAUCUUCACUUCCAGUUAAUCGCCGGCGCCGGCAACAUCCCUUGCCUUCUUGUUCUGUUGCUUUCGGUGUCCGUUUGUGCUGCGAUGCCUCUAUCCGCUCUCAUUCCCAAUCUACGCCUGUCAAAGCAGCGGCGGCGGCGGAGAAGGAGGCUCUCCGUGUCAUGAUUUCAGGUGCUCCGGCUUCUGGUAAAGGAACUCAAUGUGAGCUCAUCACUAACAAAUAUGGUUUGGUUCACGUUGCUGCCGGAGAUUUGCUCAGGGCAGAAAUUGCCACCGGAAGUCAAAACGGACAGCGUGCAAAAGACUACAUGGAGAAGGGACAGUUGGUCCCUGAUGAAAUUGUUGUCAUGAUGGUGAAGGAACGUCUCUUGAAGCCAGACUCUAUACACAAGGGUUGGCUUUUGGAUGGUUAUCCCAGGAGCUUAUCACAAGCUACUGCACUUAAGCAAUUUGGCUUUCAACCUGAUAUUUUCAUUCUUCUAGAGGUUUCUGAAGAUAUUCUUGUCGAGAGAGUAGUUGGGCGCAGAUUAGAUCCUGUUACUGGUAAGAUAUAUCAUUUGAAGUAUUCUCCUCCAGAGACAAAAGAAAUUGCAGAGAGGCUAACCCAACGUUUUGAUGAUACUGAAGAAAAGGUAAAGUUGCGAUUGAACACCCAUCAUCAAAAUGUGGAGGCAGUGCUUUCCAUUUAUAAAGACAUAACGGUUAAGAUUGAUGGAAAUGCCUCCAAGGAGGAAGUAUUUGUUCAAAUUGAUGGUGCACUCACACGUCUUUUAGAGCAAAGGAAAGCUGCUUCAGGAUCAGUGGCAGCAUAGCAGGCAUCUCUUUCUCUUGGCAUUUUGAUCUAGCAUGGAUCCUUGCUGUAGGUACAAUGAUUUUAAGUGAUAUUUAUUUGAGUUAAAUGAGCCUUCACACAAAGUAAGUUGCAUUUUCUCGUGAAGAUUGAUCCAUUGAAAUAGUCUUUCGGCUUUAUAUCUCAUUGAAAGCAAUGUGAGUUUGGACCUUGCAGGGACCUGUCAUAGUAAAGUGCGCUGUGUUAUGUUACUAGUUCAUUUUGAUGAGAAAAUGAUUACUUUAAAAUAGUAGUUUUUGUGCAAUUUGUAAAUGUCGGAUUUAGUGAAACCUCGUUUGUCGGUUCCUGUUCCUGUUCCUGUUUGUGUAUUCUAUUUACUGAAAUAAAUAAAAGAAGGAAAAUCAGCUUAUUUGA
This is a messenger RNA of Lotus japonicus, 1375 nucleotides long. RefSeq names its product adenylate kinase, chloroplastic. NCBI's taxonomy places the organism in Eukaryota, Viridiplantae, Streptophyta, Magnoliopsida, Fabales, Fabaceae. The record is from RefSeq and is a predicted model, not a curated record. The transcript has 7 exons. Gene Ontology annotation, biological process: nucleoside triphosphate biosynthetic process. Gene Ontology annotation, cellular component: cytoplasm. The coding region runs from base 96 to 983 and encodes 295 amino acids. Gene Ontology annotation, molecular function: AMP kinase activity; nucleoside diphosphate kinase activity; ATP binding.